Molecule: messenger RNA, 2765 nt
Organism: Tachyglossus aculeatus (Australian echidna)
Lineage: Eukaryota; Metazoa; Chordata; Mammalia; Monotremata; Tachyglossidae
Gene: MARCKS
Product: myristoylated alanine rich protein kinase C substrate
Exons: 2
Coding region: 478-1413 (311 amino acids)
Biological process (GO): actin filament organization; central nervous system development
Cellular component (GO): cytoplasm; plasma membrane; actin filament bundle
Molecular function (GO): actin filament binding; calmodulin binding
Source: RefSeq, a predicted model, not a curated record
GAAAAGCCCAUUCAUCCCUGCACUUGGGCGUUGGACUCCGCAUCUUAUUAGCAACCGGGGAGAUUUCUCCAUUUUCCCCUUGUCUACAGCGCGCCUACAAAUCUGGGAUUUUUUUUAUAUAUUCCUCCGUCGCUUCUUUUUUUUCGACUCCACUUGGGCUCUCUUUUUUUGGGUGUGAGUGUGUGUGUGUGUUCGACUUUUUCCUCCCCUCCCGAGCCGCUGCUCCGGCUAAAAAUACCUAUCUAUAUAUUUUUUUGAAUCGGGAGCGCCCAGGACCGGUGGUUGGGCAUCGCCUCUUCCAACGCCCCUCGCUCUCCCCCCCCUCCCCCUCUGGUGUGAGUGUGUGUGUGAGUGUGUGUUGUGGCUGCUGGGUUUUUUUUUUUUUGCCGCUGGUCGCCCGGUAUCUCAGACCGACCCGAGCUUCUUUGUUCCUCCGCUUCUGGAUCUGUUGAGUUUUCUUUGUUGAAUUAAGCCAGCAUGGGCGCCCAGUUCUCCAAGACCGCUGCCAAAGGCGAAGCCACCGCCGACAAACCCGGGGAGCCCGCCGUGGCCUCGUCGCCUUCCAAGGCGAACGGACAGGAGAACGGCCACGUGAAGGUGAACGGGGACGCCUCCCCGGCGGCCGCCGAGCCCGCGCCGGGCAAGGAGGAGCCGCAGGCCAACGGCAGCGCCCCGGCCGCCGACCAGGAGGAGCCCAAGGCGGCCGAGCCCGACGAGCCCGGGGCCCCGGACAAGGAGCCCAAGGCGGAGGGGGCGGCCGCCAUCGCGGAGGCCAAGGAGAAGGACAAGGAGAAGGAGCCCGCGGCGGCCUCCCCCGAGGCGGCCGAGCCCGAGCCCGCCUCCCCCGCCCCCGCCGCCGACGGCGAGGCCUCGCCCAAGGCCGAGGACGCGGCCACGCCGUCGUCGAGCGGCGAGACCCCGAAAAAAAAAAAGAAGCGCUUUUCCUUCAAGAAGUCCUUCAAGCUGAGCGGCUUCUCCUUCAAAAAGAACAAGAAGGAGGCGGGCGAAGGCGGCGAGGCCGAGGGGGCCGACGGCGCCAAGGACGAGGCGGCCCCUGAGGCGGCCGACGACGCCCCCGCCCCGGCCAACGCCGCCAACGAGGAGGCCCCCGCCCGCGACCCGGAGCCGGUUGGGGAGGCCCCGGAGGCCCAGCCCGACCAGCCCGGGGCCGCGGCCGAGAAGCCUGAGGAGGCCGAGCCCAACGACGAGCCGCAGCCCGACGAGCCCGCCCCCGAGGCGGCCGCCAUUGCCGCCCAACCGGAAGUGCCGCGAGCCGAAGCCCCCGAGGCCACCACUUCUGCCAACGCCGAAGACGACGACGCCUCCUCAGCGCCAACCGCCGCCGUCCUCCCCUCACAGGAGGACCGGCCCCAGUCCAGUCCAGAAGCCCCUCAGGCUGAGGCGGCGGAAUAAAAAGAAAGAAAAAAAAAUAUGGGGCGGGGGGGGGAGGGGGGGUAAAAAAAGCAAAAUCAGAAACGAGAAUCCCUAAUUUUUCGAGAUAAUCCGAGGACUUUUCUCCCCUUCCCCCUUGUGUGUCUGUCUGUCGGAGUGGUGCCAGGUACUGGUUUUCGGAGAACUCGUCAGCGACCAGAGAUGGAUGAUGUUCAAGAUGUCUUUGGGUUUCCUUUGGGUUUUCCCCCCCAUCCCACCCCCCACAGAUCCCCAUCUCCAAUCAUUCUGUCGACCACCAUUCCAACGGGCCCCGGGGGAGAGAGGCGCCGCCCCCUCCCUCCGCCGCCCGCCUCUUAUUAUUAUUAUUAUUGUUGUUAUUUUUCCUUUUUUUUGCAUCAGUAUUAAUGUUUUUUGCCUACUUUGCAUCUUUAUUCGAAAUGUAAACUUUCUUUGUCAAUCUACGGACGUGCCCAUAUAUGAAGGAGAUGGGUGGGUCGAUUAGGGAGAGCGAACGGAGCGAUCUAAGGGCCGCAGAGGGGGAAUUGGAGUGGUGCGGAGAAUUGCCAAGACACUGUGCCACACAAACACAGAAAACGGUGAUGUUGAGGGGUGCACGCCUUUUUUUUAAAAAAAAAGAGAAAAGUUGUUACGGUGUAUUUUGCCAGGCAGGUGUUCCGUGAGGUUUACAACACUACACAUCUUGACCAAGAAGGAGAGAAUUAAAAACGUAAAAAUCAGUACCCAGAUUUUAAAAAAAAAAGAUCAUAGUCUUAGGAGUUCAUUUAAACCAUAGGAACUUUUCACUUAUCUCAUGUUAGCUGUACCAGUCGGUGAUUAAGUAGAAAUACAAGUUGUAUAGGCUUUAUUGUUUAUUGCUGGUUUAUGACCUUAAUAAAGUGUAAUUAUGUAUUACCAGCGGGGUGUUUUUAACUGUGACUAUUGUAUAAAAACAAAUCUUGAUAUUCAGAAGCACAUGAAGUUUGCAACUCUUUCCACCCUGCCCAUUUUUGUAAAAUUGCAGUCAUCUUGGACCUUUUAAACACAAAUUUUAAACUCAACCAAGCUGUGAUAAGUGGAAUGGUUACUGUUUAUACUGUGGUAUGUUUUUUGAUUACAGCAGACAAUGCUUUCUUUUCCAGUCGUCUUUGAGAAUAAAGGAAAAAAAAAAUCUUCAGAUGCAAUGGUUUUUGUGUAGCAUCUCGUCUAUCAUGUUUUGUAAAUACUGGAGAAGCUUUGACCAAUUUGACUUAGAGAUGGAAUGUAACUUUGCUUACAAAAAUUGCUAUUAAACUCCUGCUUAAGGUGUUCUAAUUUUCUGUGAGCACACUAAAAGCGAAAAAUAAAUGUGAAUAAAAUGUAUAAAUUGGUUGUCU